AUGGCUGGCCUACUCGGCGCUAAUCUUAACACUGAGAAUUCAACAAAAUACUACCAAGAUAUUAACCAACUUAGCGUUCGAUCUUACACGGAGCUGCUCGCCGAGGAACGCUCAAUGGAUAAAGAUUUCGAAGAGGGUACCGGCAAUGGAAGUACACGAAAUCAUCUAAGUCCUUCGGAUAACAUACAGGAACUGAAUGAACUGAGUGUGCGUUCUUAUACUGAGUUGCUACCGACUGAGAGAAGUGCUCCGGGUACCAGUGAUGGGGUCAAAGGGAGCGUUAACUAUGACGUCAUAGAGAAUGAUCCGUACCUACGAGAUGAGCAGGCCAGCGGAUAUAAGGGUGUUAUAAAGAAGAAUCUUGCUAAAUGGCUGGUUAUGUUCUUAAUUGGUGUGUUUACUGGUGUUAUAGCAGCUUGCAUAGGCAUCACUGUUGAACAACUUGUAUCACUGAAAGUCGCAGUCCUUAAUUCGUCAGAUAUUAAUAAAUGUGUGGACAAUGAUUGUUUGUAUAUUCCAUUCUUUAUAUGGCUGUCUAUGAAUAUAGUUGGAGUUCUUAUAGCAGGAGCACUUGUUGUUUUUGGAUCGCCUGUAGCUGCAGGUAGUGGUAUACCUCAAAUUAAAUGUUAUUUAAAUGGUGUGAAGAUACCCAAUGUUGUUGCUAUGAAGACAUUGGUCUGUAAAGCAGUAGGUGUGGCAAUGUCUAUGUCUGCUGGAUUAGCUGUAGGAAAGGAAGGGCCAAUGAUUCACUCAGGUUCUGUAGUAGCUGCUGGAAUAUCGCAAGCAAGAUCCAGAAGAUUCAAAUCGUUAGAUUUUAAACUUUUUAAAUACUUUCGCUGUGACACCGAAAAGAGAGACUUCAUAUCAGGGGGUGCAGCGGCCGGCGUGGCGUCAGCAUUUGGUGCUCCAGUAGGGGGUGUGUUGUUCACUCUAGAAGAAGGUGCUAGUUUCUGGAAUCAAAACUUGACAUGGAGAAUAUUUUUCUGUUCCAUGGUGUCAACAUUUUCUGUGAAUGUUAUACUCAGCGCUGUUCACGGCCAUCCAGGUGACCUCAACUAUCCAGGCUUGAUUAGUUUUGGACGAUUUUCAGUAAGUAAGAAUUUAAAAUAUGAUUGGUAUGAACUAUUAGUGUUUAUAUUGAUGGGAAUCAUGGGUGGACUAACUGGAGCGCUGUUUAAUUUUAUAAAUAGAAGAAUAACUAUAUUAAGACAAAGGUUUAUAAAUAACAGACUAUCAAAAAUGUUGGAAGUAGUUGUUGUGUGCACGGUUACAACCAUUGUAGCAUUUAUGUUAAUCUAUUUCACUAAUGAUUGCCAUUCUAUGAAGAUAUUGAACUCUACAUAUGAUGUUGAAACAGAGAAAUACCAAGUGCAGUUUCACAUCAUGGACAGUGAUGGUGAAAAUGUCACAAUGUUGGAUAGAGCAUACAAUCCAGUAUCACUUGCAUUGUUUUUCAUCUGCUAUUUUUUUUUGGCUUGUUGGACUUAUGGUCUACCUGUUCCUAGUGGUAUAUUUAUACCAUCAUUAUUAACUGGUGCUGCAUGGGGUAGACUGAUUGGUAUGCUGGUCAAUUCAAUGGUAGAUGACACGGUGAGUAAUAUAGAUGUUGGGAAGUAUGCAUUGAUUGGUGCCGCUGCUCAGCUCGGCGGUAUACUGCGAAUGACAAUUAGCUUAACUGUAAUACUUAUAGAAGCUACGGGCAACAUGUCUUUCGGGUUACCAGUGAUGUUGGUAUUGAUGAUGGCACAGUGGGUCGGUAAUAUGUUUAAUAAAGGAUUAUAUGAUAUUCAUAUAUCUUUAAAUGGUGUCCCAUAUCUAGGAUGGGAAGCGCCACCUAUGUCAGCUAAAAUAUUUGCCAGGGAAGUGAUGUGUGCUCCAGUAAUCACACUGCAUACAGUUGAGAAGGUUGGUGAUGUGGUUGACCUUUUGACCCGUGAAAUACACAAUGGUUUUCCUGUUGUAGAUGAAUUGGAAGAAGAUGAGCAGUUAGAAGGAAAUCAUGGGCGACUGAAGGGGCUUAUACUGCGUGAGCAAUUGUCAGUGUUAUUGAGACACAAGGUAUUCCUGAAAGUGGAUGACAUGAAUAAUAUACCGCAGCAUUUGGUGGAUGAAGUCUCUCAGAAAUUGACGUUGACUGAUUUUCGGGAUGCGUAUCCAAGGUACCCUCAUAUUGAGGAUAUUGUUAUCACACCUGAAGAAAGAGAGAUGGUUAUUGUUCUGACUCCAUUCAUGAAUCCAUCUCCUUACUCAGUAGUAGAGGUACGAAACAUCAAAGUUGACAAAAGAAUUAACGAAGUGGUGAAUCGACUAAACAAGACGAAAGAAGAACGGCAUCCCGAUCUGCAAGCUGAACGAGAACAGCGAGAUAAGGAGGAGAGGGCUAAGCAAAGGAAAGUGGAGAAAUGUAAAAGAGAACAGGAAAAAGAGGAAGCCAAGAGGAAAAAGGAAGCGGCUGAGCUAAGAAAUUAUUCUUCGUUGAUGUCAUCUGAUCAAAUGACUUCCAAUCAAGAUGGCGGAUAUGAUUCGGAUGAAUUCAUGUAACCAUGGCAGCAGAGGGCACUGAAUUAUUCUAGCAUCCUUCAUUCCAACUGACAUUGAUCUAAAACGAUUUUUGUACAUGAAAGAGUUUUUAGAUUCGAGAUUUUCAGAUGUUACUGGUUUUUGAGUGUUCAGUACUUUUCACUGCGAGGGAUACUCUGCGAUAUUAGAGGCAUGCACAUGUCCAGUAAGCACAGUGUGUAUGAUCACACAUAUGUAAAGAACCCUGAAAACAACAAUGCACAUUAAAUGGAAUAUUAUUAGUUGAAUGUA
Messenger RNA from Saccoglossus kowalevskii, 2811 nucleotides. Its product is annotated as H(+)/Cl(-) exchange transporter 7-like. Gene Ontology annotation, molecular function: chloride transmembrane transporter activity. Gene Ontology annotation, cellular component: lysosomal membrane; intracellular membrane-bounded organelle. The record is from RefSeq and is a predicted model, not a curated record. Gene Ontology annotation, biological process: chloride transport; transmembrane transport. NCBI's taxonomy places the organism in Eukaryota, Metazoa, Hemichordata, Enteropneusta, Harrimaniidae.